AUGGCUGAGAAUGAUCCCAGCUCAGAGCAGGAGCCUAAUCCAUCCCUCCUUGGAAGAUCUAAAAGUUUAUCAUGUAAUGCCUUACUUCCAGGGCUGCAGGAAAAGGGAAAAGGCGUCUUGUCCAGUCCUCUCCAGGAGGCGAUCCGGCCACGCUGCCCUCAGCGAGUCCUUCUACUGCUCAAUGGAUCUCCUCUGGAGCAGAGAAUUUUCUCCCAGCACAAGCAAGCACUUGAAUGGGUGAAGGUGUGGGUGCUGAGACCAUGCUUGAAGAUAGAAGCUACAAUCUCUGAAGCGGAAGGAGUUCCUUCCAAGGAAGGGCAAAGGGCACAAGCCAUGGAGCGUCCCCAAGUUGUCCUUUCCUAUGUCACAGGCAGUGAAGAGAUGCUGUUGAGCCGUCAUCUUUUCAGAGGUGUGGAAGCAGCUGCUGCCCCUCCAGUCCAGUGUCCCUUUUCCUUUGAGGAGGUGUCCGUCUAUUUCACAGAGGCAGAAUGGGCCCUGCUGGAUCUGGGACAAAGAGCUCUGUACAGGGAAGUCAUGCUGGAGAACUAUGAGAAUGUGGCCUUUCUGGUCACAGGCAGUGAAGAGAUGCUGUUGAGCUGUCAUCUUUUCAGAGGUGUGGAAGCAGCUGCUGCCCCUCCAGUCCAGUGUCCCUUUUCCUUUGAGGAGGUGUCCGUCUAUUUCACGGAGGCAGAAUGGGCCCUGCUGGAUCUGGGACAAAGAGCUCUGUACAGGGAAGUCAUGCUGGAGAACUACGGCCAUGUGGCCUUUCUGGUCACAGGCAGUGAAGAGAUGCUGUUGAGCUGUCAUCUUUUCAGAGGUGUGGAAGCAGCUGCUGCCCCUCCAGUCCAGUGUCCCUUUUCCUUUGAGGAGGUGUCCGUCUAUUUCACGGAGGCAGAAUGGGCCCUGCUGGAUCUGGGACAAAGAGCUCUGUACAGGGAAGUCAUGCUGGAGAACUACGGCCAUGUGGCCUUUCUGGCCAGAAGUAUAAGAGAGACUAUGGUGGAGAAAGACAAUGGCUUUGCAUCCAAAGAAAAACUGGAGAGUUUCUCAAGAGGAUCCCAAGAGCAAAUUUCCUUCCCAGAGGAGCUGGCUGACAAAUCCAGAAGUGUUAGAGAGACUAUGGCGGAGACAGACAACAGCCUUGAAUCCGAAGAAUGGCUGGAGAGUUCAUCAAGAGGAUCCCAAGAACAUAUUUCCCUCCCAAAAGAGAUGGCUGAGCAGGAUGAUCAGAGGAAUGCGGAGGGUGAGGAAUUUCAGCAGCAAUUGCCGAAGACAGUUAAACAUGAAGACCUGGAAGAAAAUGUCAGGAAUCGAGGAAGACCAAAGAGAAAGAAAAGCGACUGUAUUGUUGCGAAGCAAGAUGGAAGAAAGUGUGCUGAACAUUUUCCAAAGUUCAUGAAAAUGAUGCUGAAUAGAUCCAUUCUGUGUGGAAAAUAUUUUAGAAAUAGAUCACAGCUCCUCGUACACAAAAAAAUGCACAGAGGGGAGAAACCCUUUGAAUGCUCAGAGGGUGAAGACAAAUGCGGUCAGAGUGGCACUCUUCAAAAGCAUCAGAGAAGCCACACUGGGGAGAAACCUUUUGAACGCUCAGAAUGUGGAAUGAGAUUCAGUGAGAGGGGGGUUCUUCAAAAGCAUCAGAGAAUGCACACAGGGGAGAAACUUUUUGUAUGCUCAGUGUGCGGAAAGAAAUUCAGUGAGAGGGGGGCUCUUCACAAGCAUCAGAGAACUCACACAGGGGAGAAACCUUUUGAAUGCUCAGAUUGUGGAAAGAGAUUUGGUCAGAAGGUCCACCUUCAAGUGCAUCAGAGAACCCACACUGGGGAGAAACCUUUUGAAUGUUCAGAGUGUGGAAAGGGAUUUAGUGAGAUGGGGACUCUUCGUCGGCAUCAGAGAAUUCACACAGGGGAGAAACCUUUUGAAUGCUCGGAGUGUGGAAAGAGAUUCAGUGAUAGGGGGGUUCUUCAAAAGCAUUACAGAAUCCACACCGGGGAGAAACCUUUUGAAUGCUCAGAUUGUGGAAAGAGAUUUGGUCAGAAUCCCCACCUUCAAGUGCAUCAGAGAACCCACACUGGGGAGAAACCUUUUGAAUGUUCAGAGUGUGGAAAGGGAUUUAGUGAGAGGGGGACUCUUCAAAAGCAUCAGAGAAACCACACUGGGGAGAAACCAUUUGAAUGCUCAGAGUGUGGAAAGAGAUUCAGUGAGAGGGGGGUUCUUCAAAGGCAUCACAGAAUCCACACUGGGGAGAAACCUUUUGAAUGCUCAGAUUGUGGAAAGAGAUUCAGUGAGAAGGGGAUCCUUCAAAAGCAUCAGAGAAUGCACACAGGGGAGAAACCUUUUGAAUGCUUAGAGUGUGGGAAGAGAUUCAGUCUGAGUGGUACUCUUCAAGUGCAUCUCAGAAUCCACACAGGGGAGAAACCUUUUGAAUGCUCAGAUUGUGGAAAGAGAUUCAGUGAGGGGGGAUAUCUUCAAAAGCAUCAGAGAAGGCACACAGGGGAGAAACCUUUUGCAUGCUCAGUGUGUGGAAGGAGAUUUGGUCAGAAUUCCCACCUUCAAGUGCAUCAGAGAACCCACACAGGGGAGAAACCUUUUGAAUGCUCAGAGUGUGGAAAGAGAUUCAGUCGGACUGGUAAUCUUCAAAAGCAUCAAAGAAUUCACACAGGGGAAAAACCUUUUGAAUGCUCAGAGUGUGGAAAGAAAUUCAGUGAGAGGUGGACUCUUCAAGUGCAUCAGAGAACCCACACGAGAGAAACCUUUCGAAUGCUCAGAUUGUGGAAAGAGAUUCAGUGAGAGGGGGAUCCUUCAAAAGCAUCAGAGAACUCACACAGGGGAGAAACCUUUUGUAUGCUCAGUGUGUGGGAAGAGAUUUGGUCAGAAUGGCCAACUUCAAGUGCAUCUGAGAACCCACACUGGGGAGAAACCUUUGAAUUCUCAAGAGUGUUAGAAAAGAUUCAGGUCGAGUGACACACUUCAGCAACAUCUGACCACCCACAGAGGGUGUAAAGAUAGUGGCCUGAGAGCAUGGCAACAUAACUAAGGCUUAUCUGGGUUAUGUUCUAUAAGCUAUACAGUUAUAAUAAAUAAAAAUAUAUUUAGAAGGACAUAGAAAACAGUUAAAAGACAAUGCAAAAAAAGCCCAUCCACAGCAGACCUAGCAAAGAUUUAUUCUUCCAUCAGGCACUCUGGAGCAUAGGGCAAGGAAAGUAUUCUGGCAGCAAGGCGGUAAAGGUGGAGGUUGGGAAGCUAAUCAGCUAACCAAUGGGGAGGGCUUCUGUCGAGUCCCCAGCAGUUCAGCUAACAACACAGGUCAUUGGUAAUAAAUGACUUUAUUGAAACACUGACUUCCAUAGGGCAAGAUGGUUCUUGCGAAAACUUAUUAUGGUGGGCCUAUUGCCCUACUAAUAUAACCCACAAGAUCUGUUAUAUUUUUGAAACACAAAGGCACCAAGCAAACUGACCCUCCCGCCAAAGUUCGGUUCCCACAUCCCUGUUUGCAGGUGGAGACAUAAUCAUCAAAAGACAGUCGACUGACCUUGACUGUCUCAGAGACCAGGCAGAGAAACUUAAGUCAGUUAUACUAUAUAAGGCUAUAGAAUAAGAGGCCUCAAGAAUAUCUUUACGCCUUUGUCACGUUAUUACAUUUCCUUGUGGUCCAGCAUUGUUCUAUUGUUUUGUUGUAUUCUGUAUUAGGAGCCAAUAUGUGUACUCCGUUUUCUGACCUCUGAAGAAGACCCGUCUAGGUCGAAACGUGUCAGGUCAAGUUAAGCGAAGUGGGCUCCCAUUGUGGUUUUAUGAUUGUACAAAGCACAGAGGCUAAUGAUGGCUGAAUGAUGGUUUUAACUUUCUAUAAUAAAUACAUGUAUGUUUGCUUAUGAUUUAUUAUA
Heteronotia binoei (common prickly gecko) is the source of this 3881-nucleotide messenger RNA. Its product is annotated as zinc finger protein 135-like. The record is from RefSeq and is a predicted model, not a curated record. Bases 1 to 2787 code for a protein of 928 amino acids. The transcript has 13 exons. NCBI's taxonomy places the organism in Eukaryota, Metazoa, Chordata, Lepidosauria, Squamata, Gekkonidae. Gene Ontology annotation, biological process: regulation of DNA-templated transcription.